Molecule: messenger RNA, 264 nt
Organism: Rotaria sordida
Lineage: Eukaryota; Metazoa; Rotifera; Eurotatoria; Philodinida; Philodinidae
Source: the annotation of a GenBank genome assembly
AUGGAUCAAUACCCAUUUCUUUCGGUACUUUACGAAUUAUAUGCAAAUAAGCAUAAAUUUAUUGGUGAACAUAUUCUCAUAGCAUUACAUUACUGGAUGGUUUUCAAUACCUAUCGUUUAAAAAUAGAUGAUGGUAAACCAACACAAUUAUUAAAAUAUGAAAGAUAUGGUGAUCGACCAAUAAGUCUUGUUUAUGACAAACCCGAUGGUACGUUAACUUAUGAAUGUUAUGCAAACGGUGAUGCAAUUUUAAGAAUGGCUUGA